Messenger RNA from Zingiber officinale, 727 nucleotides. Its product is annotated as WRKY transcription factor 55-like. Gene Ontology annotation, molecular function: sequence-specific DNA binding; DNA-binding transcription factor activity. The transcript has 3 exons. Bases 3 to 686 code for a protein of 227 amino acids. Gene Ontology annotation, biological process: regulation of DNA-templated transcription. Lineage: Eukaryota; Viridiplantae; Streptophyta; Magnoliopsida; Zingiberales; Zingiberaceae. The record is from RefSeq and is a predicted model, not a curated record.
GAAUGCUCCUCCCAGAGGUGCCCCGGCCGGAGGAGCAGCAGCGCAGCUCCAUCGGCCCUUUGGCCAUUCCCCCGCACGCGGAGCUGCUGCCGGAGCUACCCGCCGGGCCGUCAGGGAUCCGAACGCCGAGGAAGAGGAAGGAGGGAAGGUUGACGUUGAGAACUCCGGCUCCGGUGACUGGAAAAGUCGACGUUCCACCGGAAGAUGGAUACACUUGGAGGAAGUACGGCCGAAAGGCUAUUCUGCGUUCCAAGUUUCUAAGGAGCUACUACCGGUGCACCCACAAGAUUUGCGAGGCCAAGAAGAAAGUGCAGCAGCUCGACGAAAACCCCUUCAUCCUCGAAAUCACAUACGAAGGCGAACACACUUGCCAGACCUCCACUACGCCGCUCCUCAGCCCCCCAAUCACCGUCGCAGUCGCCGCCGCCGGAGAAAACAGAGACCCCGGUGCCGGCGGCGAUAGCGCUUCGCCCCUGUUCCAGGCAGGGACGUCGUCGGCGUCGCAACCGAAAACUGAUAACUGGCUUGGCGACGAAGUGCAGGGAACGGCGGCGGGGACGGGCGGCGGCGACGGCGGCAGGGACGUGGAUGAUUGGUUGGCGGAUCUCACCGACUCCAUGUUUAAUUUUUCCGGAAGCAGCGACAGCUGCAUGGACUCCAUCUUCCCGCCGAGGCCGGGGAACUAAUCGAUCUAAAUGAUCAACAACUAGUUAAUUAGAUUGCCGAA